Aspergillus tanneri is the source of this 1500-nucleotide messenger RNA. RefSeq lists its product as uncharacterized. Gene Ontology annotation, molecular function: FAD binding; oxidoreductase activity. Bases 1 to 1500 code for a protein of 499 amino acids. The transcript is spliced from 4 exons. Lineage: Eukaryota; Fungi; Ascomycota; Eurotiomycetes; Eurotiales; Aspergillaceae. The record is from RefSeq and is a predicted model, not a curated record.
AUGCAGGGGUUCAAGUUGCAGGCCCUCACGGUGGCCGCGUGGGCUGUCAGUGCUGCCUGCGCCAAGGGAUGCAAUAGCACUAGGGAGCUCGGAGCGAAACUUUCGCAGAACGCAAAGAUCUACUGUCCCAGUUCGGCGGAAUUCAAAGAGGCAUCAAUCCGGUGGUCGAACCUGGAUAUCCCCAAAGUCAAUGUCGUCGUGGUUCCCGGCACGGAGAAGGACGUCGUCGAGACGGUCAAAUAUGCCAACCGAAAGAACGUGCCCUUCCUGGCGUACAAUGGAGCGCACGGAGCUAUCACCACGCUGGGCAAGAUGGACCAUGGGAUCGAGAUCAAUCUGCACCAGCUGAACAGAGUCGAGGUUGCAAAAGAUGGCAAGACAGUUACUAUCGGCGGCGGAACCAAGUCCAAGGCUGUCACCGAUAAGCUUUGGGCAGCUGGCAAGCAGACAGGCAAGUCGCCCCUCAUUAUCACCGGAACCUGUGAAUGCGUCGGCUUCAUGGGACCGGCCCUGGGAGGGGGCCAUGGAUGGCUGCAGGGACACCAUGGAUUGGUCGCAGAUCAGUUCGUCUCCAUGAAUAUCGUUCUGGCCGAUGGCACCUUGAAGACCAUCGACGCAUCCUCCGAUCUCUGGUGGGCAAUCAACGGCGCAGGCCACAAUUUCGGCAUCGUCACCUCGGUCACCACCAAGAUUUACGACAUCGAGCACCGCGACUGGGCGAUCGAGACUCUCACCUUCGCCGGCGAUAAGGUUGAGGCCGUCUACCAAGCUGCCAACGACCAUCUCCUGAAGAAUGGCACCCAGCCCGAGGGACUCAUCAAUUGGUCCUACUGGAUGAACAACCCGGACGCGGACCCAAACAAUCCCGUCAUCGUCUUCUACAUCAUCCAGGAAGGCGUCAAAACCGUCGAUACGGCGUAUACCAAGCCGUUCCACGAUCUCGGACCGCUGUCCAUCGACCCCCAGUCCGGAAGCUACACUGAUCUGGCUGAAUGGACCGGGAUCGCCACCACCUCCCCCCCAUGCCAGAAGGCUGGACUCGUCAACCCCCGUUUCCCCAACUACCUUGAAGCGUACAACCCCGCCGCCCAGAAGAAGGCAUACAGCGUCUUCGCCGACGCCACCCGCGGAGACUCGGUCUUCAGCCGCUCACUCUUCAUGUUCGAGGGCUACUCCAUGGAGGGAGUCAAGGCCAUCGACAGCAAGUCGGCUGCGUUUGCCUUCCGCAGCGAGAACAUCCUCUCCGCACCCCUCAUCACCUACAAGCCUGCCGGUCCGGAACUCGACCAGAAGGCCGCCCAACUGGGCAACCAGCUGCGUCAGAUCCUGCUCGAGGCCAGUGGCCGCCCGGAGGUGCGCGCAUACGUCAACUAUGCCUAUGGAGACGAGACGCCUCGGGAGUGGUACGGCAGUGAGCAGUGGCGCCAGGACCGUCUCCAGGCGCUGAAGAAGAAGUACGACCCGCGGGGCAAGUUCAGCUUUUUCGCCCCAGUUGCCUAG